AAAAAUUAUAAUGAUGAUGUCACUUUUAGGUUUGUCAAUUUUUAGUAUUGUGAUGAACAUAAGUAUGUCGAUAAUAAUAACAACUCCAUGUGGAUCUGUAGCUUUAGCAGAUUGUAAUUCAUCAGGAUAUUGUACUCUAAGUUCUGAUCUAUUAAGUUGCUAAAGUCUUCCUUGUUAUAAAAUAAAUGAAAUAGGAGCAUGUAGAGAAUCACCAGCUGUAUUAUAUGAUGCAACAUCAUGUUUUGGAUUAAGCUCAUUAGAUUUACGUUAUGAUAAUGUUUGUGGUCCUGGAGGAUAAUUAGAUUAUGCUUAUGUUAGAUUGCCAAUAUAGAAAAGUGGAUCAGCAAUAUAUUCAACGACAGGAAUGACAGUAACAUAAAUAUAAGCAGAAACAGUAGCAGCUACAAGAAAUAAUUUAUUAACAUAAUUAUUUAGUCUAAACAUAUAGAUUGCAAGCAAUACAGAAUUGAAUGCAAUUUUAGGUCUUUAUUUAGCUUACAAAGAUGAUAUGACAGGUGUAACUGGAUUUGGAAUGUCACAUCCAUAUUAUUUAGAGAAGGCAAUAUUUUCAGCACUUCAAAAUUUUAGAGUAUAAAUCUAUAUAAUUUAUUAAAGGAUGAUACUGACACAGGAAAGGAUCAAUUAAUUACAUUGACAAACAUUUGGAGUUUAAGUGAUACCCUACUUUUGAGAUUGAGAACAUUUCGUAAAUUUUAUUCGACUAGUUAUUUUUUUGUGAAUUUUGCUCAUACUUAAUUCAGUAGAACAUAUUUAUCAGUGAAAGGAUAGUACACUGUAUUUUCAUUGAAAUGGAAAUAAUACACUAGUAAUGGAUAUGUUUAAUUAAUAACAUUUACUCCAAAGUAAUUUACAGGUUUUGGAGGAGCGUAAAGUGAUGCAAUAAUGUUCAAUAUAAUUGCAACAGAUGGAACUGCUUAUACUCUUGAAUACACAUUAACUUAUUUGAUAACAGAUAAUAGUGCAAUUUAAUGUGCUGUUGAAACUACUUCAGUUUUACGAAUAAUUGAUAGAAAUACUCUAGCUGAAUCAACACCUGUGGAUAUACAUACUUAUUGUACUUUAAGUGGUACUACAAGAAGAUGUGAUAUUCCUAGUACUGUCAUUGAUGCUCAGAUUCCUGCUGGAAAGGCAUUCUAUAUAGCAUGUUCAUGA
Messenger RNA from Paramecium sonneborni, 1173 nucleotides. NCBI's taxonomy places the organism in Eukaryota, Ciliophora, Oligohymenophorea, Peniculida, Parameciidae. The record is from the annotation of a GenBank genome assembly.